Molecule: messenger RNA, 1137 nt
Organism: Trematomus bernacchii (emerald rockcod)
Lineage: Eukaryota; Metazoa; Chordata; Actinopteri; Perciformes; Nototheniidae
Product: caspase recruitment domain-containing protein 8-like
Exons: 8
Coding region: 124-1137 (337 amino acids)
Biological process (GO): regulation of apoptotic process
Source: RefSeq, a predicted model, not a curated record
GUGAAGACAGACACAAAGGCUCCUGAAUCCUUCUCACCUGAACACACACCUGAGUCUUCUUACAGGUUCAGGUGUCCUGGUCCAGGUGAGUUCCAGUGUGCUUCGACUGGCCUGGUGUUCGUCAUGGCUCAGGAGGCGGAGCUUCUGUACAGGACGGUCCCUUGGGAUGAGAGUCUCCUCCAAUCAGCUGGCAAGCAGGCAGCAGGGCCGCUGUUUGACGUGAAGAGUUCUGUUGAAGCUGCCGUCUGCCAGCUCCACCUGCCGCACAGUGAGACAGAGGAGGCGCUGCUCCUGGACGGCCUGUUGUCUGUCGUCCACAUCACUGAUGAAGGCCUGAGCGUCUUGGAGCCGCUGGAGGUCACACCCACUCACGUGGUGGUGAAGGUGCCUCACCUCUCUCUCCUCGGCAUUAUCUUCGAUCCAUUGAAAAGGCUUCUAGGGUGGACGAUAAAUGGCCAAAUUCUGGUGUUCCUACGACCCCCGGACAGAGUGGAGCAAAUACUGGAUGUACAUCUUCUGCAGAACAACGUCCUUGUGAAGGAGGUUGCUGAACAACAAGGAGGUGCUGUGAACAUCAGACUCUCCUCCAACUGUGAGCUGCACAUUCAUCACAGAUACAGUGUGCACUGUGAACCUGAGGGCUUCCUCACACACCCUGAGAGUAAAAAAUUUGAAUCCAGGUUUGGACCAAAUUACCAUCCGACAUUUCUAGUUUACCUGACGAGGAGCACAGAGAAAGUGGUGUUGAAGGUCAAGGACCAAGAUGGAAAAGUCGUCUGGUCUUGUCCCGUAUCACUGGAAGGUCCAAGGCGGCAAUUACCCCAGAGAAAUGUCCCAGCAGAGAGCAGCAUCCCAGCAGAGAGCAGCGUCCCAGCAGACAGCAGCGUCCCAGCAGAGAGCAGCGUCCCAUCAGAGAGCAGCGUCCCAUCAGAGAGCAGAGACCUUCUGGAUAAACUCCUUGAGUCUGGAGUUAUCAGUGAAUCUGAAAUGGAGUCAGCCAGAACCAAAUCCCGAAAUGACGGAGCACUUGAGGUGCUGGACGUGGUGCGAAAAAAAGGAGCUGCAGCCAGCAGGGUUCUGAUCGACGCUCUCCGUGAGCUGGACCCGUAUCUUUACAGAGAGCUCAACUUGAGCUGA